AAAUUUGCAUUCAUCCAAUGAACAGUGUGUUGUGUUUCCAGUGACUGCUUUUUCAAGAAUUAAAAGCGUCGAGGGAUUCUGUAACUACUUAUUUACAGUGAAAUGCAAGGAACAGAGAUGUUACAAGGGAGACGGGAUACCUCUGCAGUUGUAGCUUAUAUCUUUGUGGAAUUUGAUGGCUGUAACUGGAAGCAACAUGCCUGGGUAAAAGUCCAUGCUGAAGAGGUUAUAGUGCUGUUGCUGGAAGGAUCAUUGGUGUGGGCGCCUCGAAAUGAUCCAGUUCUGCUUCAAGGGGCUCGAGUCUCACCAAAACAGUGGCCCGCACUGACCUUUACUCCUCUAGUAGAUAAGCUGGGUUUAGGUUCUGUGGUCCCAGUGGAGUUUCUUCUGGACAGACAUUUACGUUUCUUGUCUGAUGCCAGUGGAUUACGAUUAUUUCAGAUGGGAACAGAAAGUCAGAAUCAGAUACUGCAGGAACAGCCUUUGCUAAGAGAAUCUGUCAAUUCAUUGUUCAGUGACCAGAAACUUCAGGAGAUAUUUAGUAGAGUUCCUUACAGUAUCCAAGGCCAAAGAGUUAAAGUUUACCAACCAGAAGAUGAAAAUAGCUGGCUCUGUGGUGUUGUGAGCCAUCAAGACCCAAUAACACGUCUCAUGGAGGUGUCUGUGACUGAGACUGGUGAAAUAAAGUCGGUGGAUCCUCGUCUGAUUCAUGUUGUGAUGGAUAACACUUCUCCGAGUGAGGGAGGGGGUCUAAAAGCAUCUAAGUCAUCUAAAGGGAAGAAGAAGAGAGAAAGUUUCGAGGGAAAAGAUGGACGGAGGAGGAAAAAUGUUUCAGAUUCUGGGUGUGAUUCUGCAACAAAGAAGCUAAAAGAGAGGGGUGAGGUGGAUGGCAAUGGUAGUGAUGGAGGUGAGGCAAGCAGAGGUCCUUGGAAAGGAGUCUCCAGUAGUGAAACAGGACUGGAUCCAAGGGCCAAACAGUUGCCUUCAUUUGUUCCUCAAAUUAAUCGCAAUAUUCGCUUUGCUACUUACACCAAAGAGAAUGGUCGAACAUUAGUAGUCCAAGAUGAGCCAGUUGGUGGUGACACACCAGUGCCAUUCACUCCAUUUUCCUCUGUGUCUGGACAAGCAUUGCUAGUUGGAUCUGGAUGUAAAGAGGCUGGAAAAUCACUGGAACAGAUUGGCCAAGGCACAGUGACUUCUGCAACCACGGUUAGUACAACUGCUUUGACACCAACAACUGUGAGAAUCUCCGAUACUAGCUUGCCAGCAAUUACUGGACAGGAGAAACUGAAAACAGGCCGAACUCAAGCCCAGGGAGAGAAUUCUCGAAAUUUGCUUUCAGCUUCCCCUGGAUUUGGAAUCUCUCUCCCAGGUGCUUCCCACUCUUUAGCAUUUGGAGGUGGAAGAAGCCAGUCAAAUGGAGUAGUGACUCCAGAAAGCAAGCCUUCUGGAUUUAUUUUUGGUUGUAGUACUGGACAAGAGGCUCAGAAAGAUUCUGAUCUGUCUAAGAACCUGUUUUUUCAGUGCAUGACCCAAAACCUACCUUCCAGUAACUACUUCACGGUCAUUUCAGAAAGCUUAUCUGAAGAUGCCACUAGUCGGGACUCAUUCAAGCAGUGCACAGAAAGCAUGGGUGCUGGGGUCUGCAAAGGUAAAGUUCUUUCAACGGACGCACAGUCUGGCAGUUCUGCAGAGCGGAAGCUGCCUGUGGAAUGUAUGCCCACCCUUACUCCAGCUUUUUCACGAAGCUUGUUGAAUACUCGCCCCCCAGAUAGUCAUGAAAACUUAUUUUUACAGCCCCCAAAACUAUCAAGAGAGGAACCCUCAAACCCUUUCCUGGCGUUUGCUGAGAAAACGGAACUUAGUCCUUUCAGUGGCUUUGCAUCAUCUCAGACAGGGGUUUCUACUCUGUCUACAUCUGUGGGUCAUAAGACUGCUUCUGGCUGGCCAGAAUCAAUCACAGCUACGGACUCUCUAGCUAAGAAGAAAACCUUGUUUAUAACAACUGAUUCCUCAAAGAUGAUCUCCACUACUCCUGGUUCAGCAGCUUCUGUUGGUGUUCAGAGUCCUUCCACUGCAGGGAAUGGCCGUUCCAGCUCACCAACUAGCAACCUGACACAGCCUAUUGAGAUGCCCACGCUUUCCUCUAGCCCAACAGAAGAAAAACCAGCUGUUGGGCCUGGCCAGCAGGACAAUCCUCUUCUGAAAACUUUUUCUAACGUGUUUGGCAGGCAUCCACCUGGCUUUUUCUCUUCACAGGCUGAGUUUCUGCAGGACAACAAAGCCCCCUUUGAAGCUGUGAAAAGAUUCUCGCUAGAUGAGCGGAGCUUGACAUCAAAACAGGAUUCAGACUCCAGUACUAAUAGUGACCUCUCAGAUUUAAGUGACUCUGAAGAGCAAUUGCAAGCCAAGGCUUGUAUGAAGGGCAUCCCAGACCACUUGAUGGCAAAACUAGGUCCCAAUGCAGAGCGCAAUGCUGAAUUGCUGCUGGGGAAAGGAAAGGGGAAACAAGCCCCGAAGGGCCGGCCUCGCACAGCUCCCCUAAAAGGUGAAUGCAGGGUGUCUUGGAAACAUAAAGAGGUGGGAUGAUAGGAUUUCUUCUGU
Messenger RNA from Meleagris gallopavo (turkey), 2604 nucleotides. RefSeq names its product lysine demethylase 3B (gene KDM3B). Gene Ontology annotation, biological process: regulation of transcription by RNA polymerase II. NCBI's taxonomy places the organism in Eukaryota, Metazoa, Chordata, Aves, Galliformes, Phasianidae. Gene Ontology annotation, cellular component: histone deacetylase complex; chromatin. Gene Ontology annotation, molecular function: transcription coregulator activity; chromatin DNA binding; histone H3K9 demethylase activity. The record is from RefSeq and is a predicted model, not a curated record.